AAACAGAUCCUCUUCUCUGUUCCUCCCCUGUCCCCGCGCGGCGAAUGGUUCGCGCCGGCCUAUAUUUACCCGAGAUCUUCCUCCCGGACGGCAAGGAUGUGAGGCAGGCGAGCCGGCCACCGCUCGCAGCACCGGAGAGGGCGCGCUGCAAAGGCGGGCAGCAGACCGUGGAGAGCCCGGGAGCGGAGCUGGACACCGCCUCGGAGGGAAGAAAUGAGGUAGCGGCGGUCCCCGGACCCGGCCAUGCCCGUUCCCUGCCCUCGGAGCCCAGCGCCGUCUCGGCCAAGCCAGCCUGGACACUGAGCGGGCCGAGCGCGAGUCCCCGGCGUCCGGCGGAGCGAAGAUGCAGUGAGUCCCCGCGGGACUGCUGCGCGGGGCCCGCCGCGGCCAGCCGGACCCAGCAUCCGACCGCACUUUGGGCGAGUUGCUGACUCUGAGACCAGCCCAGCCGAGGGGCUUUCCGUCUCCAGCACCCCUCGGAGGUGGGGAGCCCCGGCCCCUGGGCACACUGGCUGUAGAGUUUCCGCGGGUUUUGGCCCCAGUUCUGAGGGUUGUGUGUGUUAGGGGACUCUCUUUACGUUCGCCGAGGAGUUCCUGCAUAUUCUCGCACCAUCCCGGGUGCUGUUGCUGGGGCUCUCUUUAUUUAUUUGCACGCGCGCUUCUAGCUUUUUUUCCUGACGUUUUCCACUCCACGCUCGUUCUCUCUCCCUUGCAUUUUGUUGCUUGCCUGAGACUCUUUGCUCUCGCCCUUGCCCAGGCUGGGGUAAUUCUGUGUGCGCGCGUGGCUCCCCCGCACCAACCGUUUUUGCACACUCGAAGCUGAAUAUUUUCUGUUUUAGAAAAUUUACCCCCACCCGCUGCAGG
This is a messenger RNA of Nomascus leucogenys (northern white-cheeked gibbon), 864 nucleotides long. RefSeq lists its product as uncharacterized. Lineage: Eukaryota; Metazoa; Chordata; Mammalia; Primates; Hylobatidae. The coding region runs from base 45 to 431 and encodes 128 amino acids. The record is from RefSeq and is a predicted model, not a curated record. The transcript has a single exon.